AUGCUGGCCUGGAACUUGGGGGUGGAGGAGGAGGUGGUCCCAUUGAUGCAGUCCUGGAACUUGGGGGUGGAGGAGGAGGUGGUGCCAUUGAUGCCGGCCUAGAACUUGGAGGUGGAGGAGGAGGUGGUGCCAUUGAUGCCGGCCUGGAACUUGGAGGUGGAGGAGGAGGUGGUGCCAUUGAUGCUGGCCUGGAACUUGGAGGUGGAGGAGGAGGUGGUGCCAUUGAUGCCGGCCUGGAACUUGGAGGUGGAGGAGGAGGUGGUGCCAUUGAUGCCGGCCUGGAACUUGGAGGUGGAGGAGGAGGUGGUGCCAUUGAUGCCGGCCUGGAACUUGGAGGUGGAGGAGGAGGUGGUGCCAUUGAUGCCGGCCUGGAACUUGGAGGCGGAGGAGGAGGUGGUGCCAUUGAUGCAGGCCUGGAACUCGGAAGCGGAGGAGGAGGUGGUGCCAUAG
Molecule: messenger RNA, 450 nt
Organism: Spirodela intermedia
Lineage: Eukaryota; Viridiplantae; Streptophyta; Magnoliopsida; Alismatales; Araceae
Source: the annotation of a GenBank genome assembly